CCAUUCACUUCACUCUAAAGUGUAAAUUUAGUGAACAGCUCCACCCAGUGGGCAUAUAAAGCACUGACCCAAUCACUGAGCUGCUUAUUCAGUAUUCAGUAUUUGAUAUUCAGUAUUCAGUAAGUUAGAGAGACUUUAUUGGGAGGCAUUUAAUUUAUUCAGAUUUUUAUUUUUCCAUACCAUUUGAACACAACUAAAGAACAUUUGCUGUUCUUCAUAUUAACUCACAUUAACUCACAUUAACUCACAUUAACUCACAUUAAGUCACAUUAACUCACAUUAACUCACAUUAAGUCAACCAAAUGUUUGUGGACAUGACUUCUGGACCCUUAUUGUUGACACAGAUGUGUAAAGACCCUGCAGAGCAGAACUGCAGGAGAUUCAGACUCUCUGGAGCAGAUAAAUAAACCUGAAGUCUAUGGAUUAGAGGAAUAUAAACCCUCAGUUUAUAUAAUAGUAAUAUAAAUCAUCGUUCUGGACAGUUACUUCAACAAAAGCAGGAUCAACUUUUUAAUUAUCCUUGUUUUUCUGAAGAAACAUGUCUUUCCUGAAACUACCUGAAGUUACACAGUUUAAGAUUAGAUUGUAUUUGUGUUUUUUGGACUAAAUACUAAAAUUAUUAAUAAUUAAAACUUUAUUUAAACCCCUAACAAAGAGAAACUCAACUCUAAAGAGACUCUCACUGAAGCUGACUGUGGUCACACUGUUGUAAGCAGGGUUCAUGUUCUACUGGUGGAAAAUAGGUUUUUAUUUUUAUGAGAAGCUAAACUGGAGCCGCGAGUCUCUGCUGUGGGAAACCAAACUGCACCAAAAUAAAAACGCUCAGCCUGUGGUUAAACUGAAGACUCAGAAACAAGAGCAGCUGCUGAAUAAACUAAAUAACAGACAAAUUAUCAGUGAUUAAAAACAUCAAACCAAACUUAAAAAAAACAGUAGCAGUGAAGCUAAUAGAAGUAAUGCAGAUUUCAUAGUGUUGUUUUUUAAUAGAACAGACAUAAUUCAAACAUCACGCUAUAAAAAUACAGUAUAUCAAUUCUAUUUUUCUUUAAACUAUGAAUAUUUUUCACAACUUUACAGGAGAAAAAAAAUGUAUUUCAAUUUAAGUCAAUGUAAAGAUUUGAUUAAAUUAAAUUAAUUAAUUAAAUUAAAGUCAUUGUGGAGCAUUUCUAUUGGUCCAGUCACAAUGAAAUGUUGAUGAAAUGUGAAAGACAAAUGCUACAUCCAAAUUAUGUUAAACAGGAAAAUUAAAUUAUACAUAUUUUUGUCAGUUUUAGCAGAUCUACCAAACACAGCUUAAAAAUCAGCAUCUCAUCCAGAACAGACCAAACAAAACUGAAAUAAAUCACCUUAAUUAACAUAAACCAUUUAACUGAUUGAUUUAAAUAUAAGAAACUUUAAUGCAUGUAAAGUGUGAUAAAACUCAACAGAAUAUCUUGUGCACUUUUAUUUUUAGAGUAACUAUCUGGUGAAAGUGACUCUAGACCCAAACGGUCUACAGGCCAGAAUUAGAUUGUGGCUAAUAUGCUAACGCUCUAGCGAGUAGCGCUGUUCUCAGAACAGUAAAGACUCUGAACCUGAACAGCUACGAUGUUUAUCUUCAUCUUUACCUUAAGUAAGUGCCAUAUAUUGUCCAUUAAUAAUAAUAAUAAUAAUAAUAACAAUAAUAAUGAUGAUGAUGAUGAUAAUAAUAAUAAUAAUAAGGGUAUUUUUGUGUAACAGUGAUCUCCAUGCCUCAGGCUGAAGCUGAUUUUUAUUCAGCUAAGAUUUAUGGAAACAGCAGUUUUAAAGCAGGAGGGAAGCUGGUGGUGAAGUGCAGCACGUUCGGUAAACAGACACUCGGGGAAGUCUUCGUUUAUCUCUGUAAGAAUGGAAGAGUUUUACAGAAGAGUAAAACUCAGCAGGAUUUUACAUUUAUUAUAGAAAAUAUAACUAAAAACUUCACAGGAAAUUACAGCUGUGUCUACUCAACACGAGAGUACGAUCUGAACGCCGUCAGCAGACCAGGCUCCGAACUCCUCUUCAUUACGGUGAACGAAUCUUUUGUUCCUGCAUAUUUAACAGUUCUGGAGGACGGAGUGAAGGAAGGUUCUGAUGCCGAGUUUAAAUGUUCUUCUUUAAUCCGGCCCUACACGGAUUCUGACAGCAGGAUUUACGCUUAUCUGUGUAAAAACAGAACCGUGAUUCAGGUGAACGUCUGGAACACAGAGAAGAACGAGACGAUCUUCAUCCUAAAAAACGUCAAAAGAGCAGAUUCUGGAAAAUAUCUCUGUGUUCUGAUGGCCGAUAUUCAGCCUCUUCCUAAUCUGAUAAUAAAUGGAAUUAAUGAAGCGGAAAUUUGGGUUAUGGAAAACGCAGAAAGUGAAAAUCUCACAGCAGUGAUUGUGGUUGGCUGUUGUAUUGUUUUCUUACUGUUUUUGUCUUUGGGACUUUGGGGAAUAAUUCAAGGAGGUUGUUUCACAUGCAGUGAAGGCAGAGCCACUGAACCCACGAUCACAUCAGGAGGGGAAAUUCUGAACCAUGAAAUCUUAUUGGAAAACAGAACGGAUGCAGAAUGGGACGAGUUUUCUGAUGAUGAUCAAAGUGCUCGAGCUUCACAGGAGGAAAUUUAUCAGAAUUGCCCCCAGCAGAAUUCCACUAAACUCAAUCCUCCAGUUUCACACCGGAAAGAUGGAAUAAUCCCACCAUCACUUCUAUUCUAAUUAAAACAUUAAUCGUUUAUUUCUGUUUUAAUUAAAUAUGAUACACAUGUUGUUAAUACAUAAUGAAAUAUGGUUUCAGUUUUAGUAAAAUUUAGAAUGUUUGUUAGAAUAUUAACUAUUUUCAUAUGUUUAAAAUCUUUAAAUGUUUAACGUAGUUUUAUAUCAAAUUAAAUAAUUUGUUGAAAACAUAUUUUGAUGUUUUUUGGUAUUUUUGUUGGGAUGCUGCACUAAAACAAAUGAGAGAAAACUAUUAAAAACUGACCAAAUAAAAAAACGUAACAUUUAAACACCAUCGUUCACAUCAAUAUUAACAUUAUUAAUUAUGUGAUCAGUAAUUAGUAAGAAGUUCUGAAGGAGAUAUUUAAAUCUCAGUAAUUAAUGUGGAGUUAGGAGUGAAUUACUAUAAUCAUUAUUUUAGUAGUAUCUAUUGAGUAAUUACUCAGUACUGCCUGGUAAUUAAUAUGAGUGAUUUAGGUGUAAAUGCAGUAAGAGUAAUUAGUUACUGCUUAGUUACUUAUGAACUAUGGAAGAGUAUAAUAAAGGGUUAAAUAUGUUAAAAGCUACAGAAGUGGAACCUUUAGAUAUUCUGGGUUCUGAACUCUGUGCUGAAAAUAAAUACUGACUGAGUUUCAGUUUCAGAAUAAAAUAAAGAGCGAACAGAGAAAUGGAGCAGGACUGAGGUCUAACCACAACCCGGCCAAAAUAUCAUAAACAGCUACGCUCAGAGACGUUUACUCUGAAUUUACACACUAAACCUGCAAAGUACAAAGUAUUUCAGUUUCAGCAGUAAAAUGAUAAAACAGUUAAACUGAAUGAAAUAACGGGUUUAAACCUAAAUCCUAUAAAC
Astyanax mexicanus (Mexican tetra) is the source of this 3546-nucleotide messenger RNA. RefSeq lists its product as uncharacterized. NCBI's taxonomy places the organism in Eukaryota, Metazoa, Chordata, Actinopteri, Characiformes, Acestrorhamphidae. The record is from RefSeq and is a predicted model, not a curated record. The transcript is spliced from 10 exons. Bases 1728 to 2699 code for a protein of 323 amino acids.